AUGAUCAGCGUCUACGCCUACGCCGGCGGCGGUGGCGCGGAGCACCAGGAAGUCAAGCCGGAACCGGCAGCAGCAAGGCGGGGCGCCGCGCCGCGAGUCCGCCGCUACAAGGCUUGGGGGGGUGUACCGAAGAAGAAAGCGGAAACUGGGAAGACCACGAUGAUUUCGACGGUCGGAUUUUUUAAGGUAGAGCCAACGGAGAAGCGGUCCAGUAGCAGUACCAACCAUGGCGAGCCGGAUGUGGUACGGGUAGCAGCCACCGCGGAGGGCGUGGGAGAGCGAGCAGCCUCGCGGACGGCGGGGCUCUCUCCGGCGGUCUGCCGACGCAGUAAAUCAGCUCGUUCGACAAGCGACGGCGGCGGCAGCGAGAUGGCUGAUACCCAUGAACAGGCACACGCUGACGAAUCGAACGUGAUUCCUCGCGGCGCAACUAGUAUCCGUAGGCGGGACGACUCCGAGGCAGAUCCGCGUGGCGGAGAAGAGCACGGGGUAGCAGCAGCCGAUAACGCCCAGGGCCUCCCCCCGCGGAAAGGGGGGGCGAAACUUGAGGUGGCCAGAGUUAGGACGGAUGAUGAUGGCGCCGGCGUCCAAAGACGGCCGAGCGAGCGGUGCAAGGCGACCGAUGACGUCGCCCAAAACGCCUCCUGCGGGUUUCCACGGAGCUCGAGCGACGUUUGCUCGAAGCACCGAAGAACGCUCCGCUUGAGCCCCGACCGCCAGAGGCUCCUUCCUGACCGGACUUGCGGGGCUCCUCGUGCGGUAGAGGCGGUGGGGGGAGACAACAGCGGCGGCGGCGGCGGCGGCGUGUCGAGGGAUCGCGUUCUGGGCAAGCGUUGUGCUGGCGGCCGGGUUGCCUUGCAGGGAACGGUAGACGACAGCGAACGACGGCCCGCUCGGAAGAAGGCCAAAAGGGCAGACGUUGGUACCAGGGGCGACGUUGAUGGCGGCGGCGGCGGCGGUGGCGGUGUUGGUUGUGGUCAACCUGUGUCAGAGAAGGAAGUUAACGUGCUCGGGGUGCCAAAUCCAGGCGGCUGGGGAGAGGGAGGGGCCAAUGAGCACGGCGGGUGGAGGUUUCCAACGGUAGUGUUUGACGGGGAAUGCUUUCAAGGUGUGAUUUUUGGUGUAUGA
This is a messenger RNA of Ectocarpus siliculosus, 1128 nucleotides long. The record is from the annotation of a GenBank genome assembly. NCBI's taxonomy places the organism in Eukaryota, Phaeophyceae, Ectocarpales, Ectocarpaceae.